AUGGAAAAAUAUGGACAAAUGUAUAAGAAAUCUAUUAAUGAUCCUGCAAGUUAUUGGUCGGACAUGGCAAAGGAUUUUGUUUUUAAAUAUAGCGAACAAAGGGUUUUAAAAUUCAACUUUGACAUUUUGAAAGGACCUAUUUCAAUUAAAUUUAUGGAGGGCGCACUGACAAACGUGUGCUACAAUAUUCUGGACAGGAAUAUUAAUAAAGGUCUUGGUCAUCACAUUGCCUAUUAUUGGGAGGGCAAUGAGCCAGAUACUAGACGACAAAUAAAUUAUCAUAAUUUAUUGCGAGAAGUAUGUAAAUUUGCAAAUGUCCUCAAAUCGCUGGGAAUUCAAAUGGGCGACACAAUCGCCAUAUAUAUGCCAAACUCUAUUGAAUUGGUGACCGCAAUGUUAGGCUGCGCUCGCAUAGGGGCCAUACAUACCGUUGUGUUUGCUGGAUUCUCGGCUGAAGCCUUAGCUGAUCGCAUAAUAGAUGCAAAUUGUGUCAUGCUAAUUACAUGUGACGGAGCGUACCGGGGUACUAAAUUUAUACCAUUAAAAGGUAUAGCAGAUUUAGCCAUAACUUUAUGUAAUAAAAGUGGACAUAGCAUUAAAGCUUGCAUUGUAAAACGGCACGUGGAUAUAAACUACCAGGAUGAAAUGAAUAACAAAUGUUCACAUUUAUUAAUCAAAUGGGACCAUAAGGUCGAUAUCUGGUGGCACGAGGCCUUGGAAAUGGCUGAUGAUUACUGCGCACCGGUAUGGCUGGACACUGAGCACCCGCUUUUCAUACUAUACACAAGUGGUAGCACUGGAAAGCCAAAAGGUGUGGUCCACAGCACCGGUGGUUACAUGAUAUACACGGCCACGACAUUCAAGUAUGUCUUCAACCACACCGAUGGGGACGUCUUCUUCUGUACGGCCGACUUGGGAUGGAUUACCGGACACACGGCUAGCGUUUAUGGCGCACUGGCCAAUGGCGCUACAGUCGUACUGCUCGAGGGGACGCCUUUCCACCCAAACCCCGACAGAUUGUGGCAAUUAAUAGACGACCUGCGGGUCAACACCUUUUAUACGGCGCCGACAGUCAUCCGAUCGCUCAUGAAGUUUGGCGACAAAUACGUCCAAAAAUAUAAAUUAAGUUCACUUAAGCUUUUAGGGACAGCCGGUGAGCCCAUUAAUCCGGAGGCCUGGCAUUGGUUUUAUAUUAUAAUUGGAAAAGGCAACUGUCCCAUA
Oppiella nova is the source of this 1221-nucleotide messenger RNA. NCBI's taxonomy places the organism in Eukaryota, Metazoa, Arthropoda, Arachnida, Sarcoptiformes, Oppiidae. The record is from the annotation of a GenBank genome assembly.